Messenger RNA from Ixodes scapularis (black-legged tick), 1146 nucleotides. RefSeq lists its product as uncharacterized. Lineage: Eukaryota; Metazoa; Arthropoda; Arachnida; Ixodida; Ixodidae. Gene Ontology annotation, molecular function: RNA-DNA hybrid ribonuclease activity; nucleic acid binding. The coding region runs from base 1 to 1146 and encodes 381 amino acids. The transcript is spliced from 2 exons. The record is from RefSeq and is a predicted model, not a curated record.
AUGGCCGUGGCCAUGAACCUCCGACCAACGGACAUGGUAGAACUCCUCGCGGAUACUUUCACUAAAGUUCCGCUGGUACCGACAGUGGGACCACCCCCCGAGAAUUGGGACAAGUUCCGUCAUCCCACGGCACCUCUGAUGCAACAACCGGACACCGACUUUACUCUGCACGAGCUGCAAGCUGCACAAAGAUCCCCACCCCCUGCGGAUCAGCCUGGACUGCGGUCCAAGAAGAACGUAGCAGUGGUCGUAGCAAGGCAGCUCACGGAAGACCACUUAGUUACCCAGUACGAUGGGUGGACCCGAGUGUACACCGACGGAUCGGUGGACCCCUCCGGAGGCACAGCAACAGCAGCGGCUUUCUUCGAGGCAGCAGCUGUGGGUACCAGUGAGCGCCUGGAUCACCAGGCAUCCUCCACCACGGCAGAGCUAGCAGCCAUACGGCUCGCCCUCUGGGGUAUUCGGACAGGCUGCACACAGGCUUUACGCUGGGUCAUCCUGAGCGACUCAAGAUCAGCCCUCGAGCUGCUAUCUAGGCUCGAACGGGCAACGCCCCUGGCCCGUUCAAUCGCGCAGGAUGCGGUCGAGCUUCAGCAAGAAGGCAACAACAUUGCCUUCCAAUGGCUCCCGAGCCACUGUGGCAUUAGAGGCAAUGAAGUCGUUGAUUUUCUAGCGGUGCGGGCUCACAAGGACCCUGAGUGCCCGCUUUCAACCGUUCCCCGCUUCUCAGACGCCAAGCUCCUUGUGAGAAGAGCCAUCGCCCUACAGCACCCGGACCCCGUAGUGGUGGCGGGUGCCUUCCCAGCUCGGGUACCGCGCGGCUUCGACCGCCAAACUGCCGCAGUAAGUUAUAGAUUACGGACCGGAAGCGCCUUCACCCCGGCGUGGAUAAGUCGCUUCAGACUCAGUGUUGACCCCAUAUGCCAGACCUGCGAGGAAACGGCCGACGCCGAACAUCUCCUCCUGCACUGCAGUGAUCACGAAGAGGAGCGCACCAACCUCCGUGAUGCUUUUUCCCGCCUAGGGCUACCUAGUACCAACUUGGAAGAACUCCUGCGUCCAAGAGCCUCACGAGCUACUACGGACAAGGCACUCAAGCGUGUAGUCAGCUUCCUGAGGAGCGCGGAACUCCUCGAGAUCCUUUAG